Messenger RNA from Penicillium pulvis, 513 nucleotides. RefSeq lists its product as uncharacterized. Bases 1 to 513 code for a protein of 170 amino acids. The transcript has a single exon. The record is from RefSeq and is a predicted model, not a curated record. Lineage: Eukaryota; Fungi; Ascomycota; Eurotiomycetes; Eurotiales; Aspergillaceae.
AUGAACAUCGAGAGAGAUGAGCUGGUUUCGCUCAGUGACAGCACGACGAUGGAAGACGUAUCGUUCAGCACAUACCAAAACCCGGAGCAUGGCCAGCUGGCAGAAGCAUCUGGAACAAAUGAUGGGUGGUUCAGCACAUACCAAAACCCGGAGCAUAGCCAGCCGGCAGAAGCAUCUGGAACAAAUGAUGGGUGGUUCAGCACAUACCAAAAUCCGGAGUUUAGCCAGCCGAUAGAGGCAUCUGGAACAAAUGAUGGGUGGUUCAGCACAUACCAAAAUCCGGAGCAUAGCCAGCCUGCAGAAGCAUCUGGAAUAAAUGAUGGGUGGUUCGGCACAUACCAAAACCCGGAGCAUAGCCAGCCGGCAGAAGCAUCUGGAACAAAUGAUGGGUGGUUCAGCACAUACCAAAAUCCGGAAUUUAGCCAGCCAAUAGAAGCAUCUGGAACAAAUGAUGGGUGGUUCAGCACAUACCAAAACGCUGAGCUUGGUGAGCUAGCGCAGGUCGGAGAUUAA